Achroia grisella is the source of this 2246-nucleotide messenger RNA. It is a transcript of the gene Miro, whose product is annotated as mitochondrial Rho GTPase-like. Gene Ontology annotation, cellular component: mitochondrial outer membrane. Gene Ontology annotation, biological process: mitochondrion organization; mitochondrion transport along microtubule; regulation of mitochondrion organization. The record is from RefSeq and is a predicted model, not a curated record. Lineage: Eukaryota; Metazoa; Arthropoda; Insecta; Lepidoptera; Pyralidae. Gene Ontology annotation, molecular function: GTPase activity; calcium ion binding; GTP binding. The coding region runs from base 188 to 2077 and encodes 629 amino acids. The transcript is spliced from 11 exons.
CAAAUAGUUACGGUGUAUAUGUAAUUUAUUGACAUAAAAAUUAAAAUGUAGUUUAUUUAUUAAUUCAUCAAAGAAAAAGUCAAAAUAAUUUGCAAAACCUACAUUGUCACAAUUACAUAUAAAAUAGUAUUAUGUUGUUUGGUUCACCGAGAAUGUUUUUGUAACAAGUGUUACGUAGUGUUUAAAAAUGGUAUACGAAUCUCUACCACGCACGGUUCGUAUCCUUUUGCUUGGUGAACCUGGAGUAGGAAAAACUUCCUUAAUUCUUUCUUUAGUGACAGAAGAAUUCACUGACCAUGUUCCACCGAAAGCUGAAGAGAUUACGAUACCCGCCGAUGUUACACCUGAGCAAGUACCUACUAACAUUGUAGAUGUUUGUGUUGCUGAACAGUCCUUAGUACAAGUUGGAGAAGAAAUAGAAAAGGCACAUGUGAUAUGCAUAAUUUUUUCAGUAGAUCGUAAAGAGACCCUGAGCAAAAUAGCAUCAUAUUGGUUGCCAUUUGUGAGAGACAACUGCCCAAAUGAUUACAGAAAACCUGUUAUUCUUGUUGGAAACAAGAUAGACUUGAUUGAUUAUUCUGUAAUUGAUAAUAUCUGGGAUAUAGCAGAGGAGUAUCCAGAAGUGGAUAGGUGUAUAGAAUGCUCGGCGAAAACACUUGCUAAUGUAUCGGAAAUGUUUUAUAAUGCACAAAAAGCUGUACUACAUCCUAUAUGCCCAAUAUAUUGUAUUGAAGAACAAGAGUUGACAGAGAAAUGUAAGAAAGCCCUCACAAGAAUAUUCAAAAUCUGUGAUUUGGAUGGAGAUGGCCUGCUGGAUGAUUACGAAGUAACAAUAUUUCAAAGAAAAUGUUUUGAUACACCUUUGCAAUUACAGGUUUUAGAUGAAGUGAAAUCAGUAAUUGCCCAGAACAUAGGUGGUGGAAUUGAAAAUGAUUGUAUAACAGUAAAGGGUUUUAUUUUUUUACAUUGCUUGUUUAUACAAAGAGGAAGAAAUGAGACUACAUGGACAGUGCUUCGUAAAUUUGGAUAUGAUGAGAGUUUAGAGUUGACUCAUACUUAUUUAUAUGCCAAUAUAAAAGUACCUGUAGGAUCUACAUCUGAACUAUCAUAUAAGGGGCAGCAAUUUCUGACACAGCUCUUUGAAAAAUACGAUAAAGAUAAAGAUGGAAUGUUAAAUCCAACAGAAUUAAAAAAUGUGUUCUCAUAUUGCCCACGGAUUCCUUGGCACAAUUUACGGUACACAGUUCCAACUAAUGAAAAGGGUUAUUUAACGCUGCAAGGUUGGAUGUGUCGAUGGACCUUAAUGACUUUAAUGGACUUGCAAAACACUAGUGCCUAUUUAGCCUAUUUGGGGUUUAAUUUUCUUGAAAAUGAAUCACAAAAAGCAGCAAUACAUAUAACACGCGAGAAAAAAGUGGACAUUGCCAAAAAACAAUCUAGUCGCAACGUUUACCAGUGUCACGUUAUCGGCCCAAGGUCGUGUGGGAAGACGUCUAUUUGUAGAAGUUUCCUCGGUAUUGCUCAUAAGAAAAUAAAGCCCCAUGCCAACGAGCGUGGCGACAGUAACCUCAUAGAGAAUUGCUGUAUAAACACAGUGCUGGUGUACGGGCAGGAGAAGUAUCUGGUACUGAAGGAGAUUCCCAUCACUCGCGUUUCGGAUCCAUUGCAGCCCCAUGAGGUGAACUGUGACGUCGCUUGUCUCGUGUAUGAUGUCGCUGCCUCCCGUUCCUUCGAAUAUAUUGCAAGAAUAUACAUAAAAUAUUUCGCAGAGAGUCACAUUCCUGUACUGAUAGUGGGCACAAAAGGAGACGCAUUAAUUGCUCGGCAGGAGUAUAUGUUGCAGCCUGAGGUUUUCUGCAACAAGUAUCAAUUACUUGCACCCCAAUUGUUCAACAUCAAAGAAAACAAACACGACGUGUUUAUGAAACUAGCCACCAUGGCAGCAUUUCCACAUUUGAAGCACUUCACGAGUUUGACCGGCGAGAACUCCUCAUGGUGGAAAGCUGGCAUCGGAGUCGCAGCAGCCACGGUCAUGGGAUUCCUUAUCAUCAAAAUUUUUAGCUUCCAGAGACGAUAAAUAAUAUCUACGCCUAUUUUGCUACUGUACAUAAACUGGUUGUAUUAAAAAUAGUAUUAAUUCUCAAUUAUUGCAAGGGAAUAGUUUCAAGGGAAUUAGUAAUAUAGACCAAAGAGAUAUGAUAAAAUGGAUAGAUAUAUGAUUUGUUUCAGUUUUAAAUAAAAUGCAU